Messenger RNA from Aspergillus welwitschiae, 561 nucleotides. RefSeq lists its product as uncharacterized. NCBI's taxonomy places the organism in Eukaryota, Fungi, Ascomycota, Eurotiomycetes, Eurotiales, Aspergillaceae. The transcript has 2 exons. The record is from RefSeq and is a predicted model, not a curated record. The coding region runs from base 1 to 561 and encodes 186 amino acids.
AUGGAUAAGACUACUAAGUCAAAGGCCGCGAAGUCAAAUAAUACCGGUCUGGAAAUCCCUAAUGCAGACGCGCAUUUCUUCCUUGCCUGUUUGCAAUGCAUGGGGGACGACAAGCAGAUCGAUCUUACCAAGGUUGGAGAUAUGCUGGGUUACAGCAAUGUUGCUUCUGUCGGCAACCGUUUCCGUUCCCUCCGCAAGCGCUACGGCAUGAACAAUCUUGAGGCCAAGUCCGGCUCUGGUAUACUCAAGAGCGCAGGUACCAAUGGAGACAAGGAUAAAGAAGCUACUGGCACUACUGAGGCCGGCGAUGGCGUCAAUGAGGAAUCUGAUAUCGACGAGCCUUCUCCCGUCAAGCCCAAGGGUAGAAAGGUCGCCACGCGUAAGGGAGCAAAGGCUACUUCGAAGCCCAUUCCUGCCACUGGUACGCUCAAAUCAGAGGUCAAGGGCCGCAGGCGCGGAGCUAAAUCUGCUGCUGCUGUGAAGGAGGAAGAGGAGGACGAUGCGGACACUCUCAUCGAAGACAAUACCCCAGAUGCUGACAUGGAAAGUGCUACGGCUUGA